GCCCAUUGAUUUUUCGAAGCACUCGUCCAGUGAUACCCCCAAAACUACUUCCAUAAUUCACACGCAAACCAACAACGAAAAUGGGUGUCGGUCGUCGUAUGAGGAAACAGGGCCCUCCUGAACCCUUAUCAGAAGAACAUUUUGCGAAAUUGAAGAGGAAGGCUGGUUUACCCGUUGACGAUACACCCGCCGAGGCGCCGAAUAAGAAGAAGCGGAAAACUGCGACGGCGGAUGUGAAUAACAAAGAUAAAGUUAAUGGCGCUGCGGCGAAGAAUGGUGUGGUUAAGGCGAAUGGGAAAGCUAAUGGUGUGAAGAGCGCGCCAGUCUCGAAACAAAAUGGGAAGACGAAGGGCAAGAAGCAUGUACCGGAGCCAGAGUCCGACGAGGAUCUGAGCGAUGGCCUUGGUGAUGGGUUUAGCGGGUCUGAAAUGGAUGACGAUGAGUUCUCUAACUUGGACGAUGAGGAGAUGGGUGGCCUGGGAGAUGACUUCUUAGGUUCCGACGACUCAGUCUACGAUUCCGACGCAGAAGAUCCUAAGGAGCGAAAAGCAAUGUUCUCGGAAGACGAAGACGAUUCAGAUGCUGAAGAGAAACUCACUGCGGCAAACAUCGUCGGUCUAUCGCGAAAACUCGACGAGCAAAUAGCACAAGAAGAGGCGGAAGCUCAAGCCGAAUUGGAAGAAGCAGCCCUUCAGACCAACAUCGAGCGACCGCAUGUCCUUGGCGACGAGGAAGAAGAUGAUUUAGCCUUAAAGACCAAAGCACUCCUAGCUCCCGAUCUACAAUUACUAAGAACGAGAAUUACCGAUACGAUACGUGUCUUGGACGACUUUGCGAACUUGGCGGAGGAGGGCAGAUCAAGAGCUGAAUACACAUCGCAAUUGUUGAAAGACAUUUGCGCCUACUACGGUUACUCGGAAUACCUUGCUGAGAAACUCAUGAACCUGUUCCCGCCGAAGGAGGCUUUCGCAUUUUUCGAAGCAAACGAGACGGCACGACCUGUCGUCAUCCGAACAAACACUCUACGAACACAUCGCCGAGAUUUAGCUCAAGCCCUUAUAAAUCGUGGUGUCACGCUGGAACCUGUAGGCAAAUGGUCUAAGGUUGGGUUGCAGAUUUUCGAGAGUAAUGUACCUCUCGGUGCUACGCCCGAAUACCUCGCUGGUCACUACAUCCUUCAAGCCGCAUCUUCAUUCCUACCCGUCAUGGCUCUAGCCCCGCAAGAAGGAGAGCGAGCACUUGAUAUGGCUGCUGCUCCUGGUGGUAAAACAACACAUAUGGCUGCUAUGAUGAAGAACACUGGAUGCAUAUUUGCCAACGAUCCUAGUAAAUCUCGUGCGAAGGGUCUCAUUGGUAACAUCCACCGUCUCGGUGCUCGCAACGUUGUCGUCUGUAAUUACGACGCCCGAGAAUUCCCGAGGGUUAUGGGUGGUUUCGACAGAGUACUUCUCGAUGCUCCUUGCUCUGGCACAGGAGUUAUCGCUAAGGAUCCUUCAGUCAAGACCAACAAGGACGAAAAAGAUUUCAUGGUUCUACCCCACACUCAAAAACAACUACUUCUAGCCGCCAUCGACUCAGUCAACCACGCAAGCAAGACCGGUGGUUUCUUAGUCUACUCUACCUGUUCAGUUACUGUCGAGGAGAACGAGCAAGUAGUCCAAUAUGCACUCAACAAACGCCCCAACAUCAAACUCGUAUCCACCGACCUUCCCUUCGGAAAAGAAGGUUUCACUAGCUACAUGGGCAAGAAAUUCGACCCGAGCCUACGUCUAACACGACGAUACUACCCACAUACCUACAACGUCGAUGGUUUCUACGUCGCCAAGUUCCAAAAGAUCGGCCCGACACCUCCAAAUCUCAUUAAGGACCACAAGCCUGUCCAGGGUGCUUCAGUGCCCCAGGCAGACGAUGAGGUUAUUGACAAGACACCCAUCGCCGCGGACGAGGACGUACCAGAGGAGCUUCGGGAGAAGGAUGACUUCGGUGGUUUUGAUGAGGAGGAAGAUGAGAAGUAUAUUGAGCGCGCGAAGAAGAAUGCUAUGAGGAGACGGGGUCUAGAUCCUAAGACUUUGGAUAAGCCGAAAGCAAAGGUGGAGAAGACGGAGACGAAUGGUACUGUGGAGAAGGAAGCUGAGCCGAAGAGCGAAAAGAGUGAGAAGGUUGCAGGCAAGACGAAGAGUAAGAGUAAGAGUAAAAACAAGAAGAAGGCGUAAGGUUUUAUAAAUAGGAAAGGGGUAGAUUAAAAUGGAUUUCUUCAUUGGCGCCACAUUAAAUCACGAGCCCCUUUGUGAAUUACUCGCCUGAUUAAUGAGCAUUAUUUUUUACCUCUACGAAUUCUAUAACUAAAAUGUUUGAGCGUAAUCUACGAUGGGAUGAUAGGGCGGACUCCAGACGAUUCAAAGUUUCCCAAAAAAAUUAAAUCACAGGCUCCAUCAUAGAUGAUUCAAAGGCUUGAUACUAUCAU
Molecule: messenger RNA, 2464 nt
Organism: Hypoxylon trugodes
Lineage: Eukaryota; Fungi; Ascomycota; Sordariomycetes; Xylariales; Hypoxylaceae
Product: NOL1/NOP2/sun family putative RNA met
Exons: 1
Coding region: 81-2213 (710 amino acids)
Biological process (GO): rRNA base methylation; maturation of LSU-rRNA
Cellular component (GO): nucleolus
Molecular function (GO): rRNA (cytosine-C5-)-methyltransferase activity; RNA binding
Source: RefSeq, a predicted model, not a curated record